AUGGGUGGAAAAACACGGCCCCUCAACAAAGACGACCUUGUUUGGCGUCGAUACCUGCGUCUGAAAAUGUUCCGCGAGGAUCACGGCUCCUGGAUGACCAUGUUCUUCAGCACCAUCCUUUCCCUCUGCAUCUUCUCCAACAUCUACAACCUCAUCCUGCUGAUGGCUGGGAACAUGGAGCCUUACUUUGUCCAGCUUUAUGUUGGCUUGGCUGGGCUAAACUUUAUCAAAAUGGCGUUUAUCGGCCGCUGGAUGGGGGGCUAUAUUACUGCGUGGUCGGUGACAGAUAUGAUGCUGCAGGAUAAGAAGUACCCAGAUUGGGGGAAAGCUGCCAGAAGGUUCUGGAAAAAAGGCAAUCAUAGGAUUGUCCUCUUCUGGACCGUGCUCUCCUCCCUGACGUCACUCGUGGUUCUGUUCAUCCUCACCAGCUGGAUCAACUGGGACAGACUGAACCGAGGCUUCCUGCCCACCGAUGAGCUCUCAAGAGCCUUCCUGGCCUCCUUCAUCUUGGUCUUCGACCUCCUCAUUGUCAUGCAGGACUGGGAGUUCCCUCACUUUAUGGGUGACCUGGACUUGAAUCUGCCGGGAAUGUCCACCGCACAUAUGCAGUUGCAGCUUCCUCGUUGGACGAAAAUAUUUAAAGAGGAGUAUCGAAUUCACAUCACCGGCAAGUGGUUCAACUACGGCAUCAUCUUCCUAGUCCUCAUUUUGGACCUCAACAUGUGGAAGAACCAGAUAUUCUACUCGCCCUUCGAGUAUGGUCAGUAUGUGGGGCCCGGCGACAGGAUCUACAUCGUGUACGAAGCCGACACGCUCAAUAAUCUCAACAUCAGCACGCUGACCUUUGCCUGGCGCUCCGACAAUGUGAAUCCUGCCACCAACCGCAGCUACACGGAGGGAGACCUUUUGAUGUACAGCCGCUACAUCGGCCACGGCAUGAACACCUAGUUCAUGGCCUUCAUCCCAACCCUGGGGGCGUUCGUCCUCUUCGGCUCGUUCAUCUCGUUGUUGGGGCGCUUCCAGAAAAGCGAGAACUUCCAAAACCAAAACAAGGACAAAAGCUAAAAGAGGAUCCAGAGGAAGUCCCCAUCGGCGUGCAGAAAGGAGAUGGGCGUCACCCCUGAGGAGACGGACAGCGCCGUGAUUAAUAACCUCAAACUACUGGGGAUGCCCGUGCUGCUCUCGCCGGACGCAACGAUUACGGCGGAAACCCGAGAGACGAACCCGAGUGUUGUGAUUGACAACGUGGCUCAGGAAGAACUGGACGUCUUUUCUGACCCCAACACACACGCACCCAAAUCCUGA
Molecule: messenger RNA, 1305 nt
Organism: Nerophis ophidion (straightnose pipefish)
Lineage: Eukaryota; Metazoa; Chordata; Actinopteri; Syngnathiformes; Syngnathidae
Product: transmembrane protein 117-like
Exons: 12
Biological process (GO): intrinsic apoptotic signaling pathway in response to endoplasmic reticulum stress
Source: RefSeq, a predicted model, not a curated record